AUGAAGUUCGCACUCUUGCUUCUUCUUGUAGUCGUAGCAAUUGGCUGCGCACACGCAUCCCGCUAUCACCCGUACUAUCAUCGGGGAUAUGGAUACCACCAACCCUACGGCGGUUACCAUGGUGGGUACCAUGGUUACCCAGGUUACCCUCGUCAUGGAUUAUACAAUAAUGGCUACUACGACCAUGGGUACCCUGGAUAUGGACGUAGUGUGGUCCUAUAA
This is a messenger RNA of Pieris macdunnoughi, 222 nucleotides long. Lineage: Eukaryota; Metazoa; Arthropoda; Insecta; Lepidoptera; Pieridae. The record is from the annotation of a GenBank genome assembly.